Messenger RNA from Anneissia japonica, 1914 nucleotides. RefSeq names its product transmembrane protein 68-like. Lineage: Eukaryota; Metazoa; Echinodermata; Crinoidea; Comatulida; Comatulidae. The transcript has 7 exons. Bases 106 to 1038 code for a protein of 310 amino acids. Gene Ontology annotation, cellular component: membrane. The record is from RefSeq and is a predicted model, not a curated record. Gene Ontology annotation, molecular function: acyltransferase activity.
GUCACAAGCCACCACAACAUUGAAAUUGAAAUUUGUAGGACUCCGUCGUCGGUACGGCAUCCUUUUUGAUACUCUACAAUAGAAUAUUAGUAAUAAAAGAUAAGUAUGUUAGAAGCAAUUUCAAACCUAACUGUUGUUGUGGCUUUGCAUGACAUUAUAGAACAGUUUGAAGUUGUGUCCUGGGUUCUAUGGCUGUCCACUCCAGUUGCUAUCACAUUCCUUUUGCCGCUUGUUAUACUGGUCUUUGUUUAUGGAUGUAUUCUAUUCCUUCAUUUUUACAAGUCACGACACAAACUUGUUGAUGCAUACUCCAAAGGGUAUUGGGAUGCGGCAAAGGUCAGCAUUGCUACAUUUUGGGAGGUGCAAGGCAAAAUAUGGCAUGGUUAUGAAAUAAACGGUCUUGAAAAACUUCCUACAAACUCAGGAGCAGUGUUGGUAUUCUAUCAUGGUGCAAUACCUAUCGACUUCUAUUACAUCUUGUCAAAAAUUGUCCUUUAUAAAGACAACACCAUGCAUAUAGUAGGUGAUCGGUUCCUCUUUAACGUACCAGGUUUUAAAUUAUUAAUGCAGGUAUUUAAUGUGACACCAGGUGGCUGCCGGGAAGAAUUGUCAGAUAUGUUGAAAAAAGGCAACCUGCUUGCAAUCUCACCUGGAGGUGUUCGUGAAGCGUACUUUAGCAAUGAAUAUUACCAACUACGUUGGAAGACCAGAAUAGGAUUUGCAAAGUGUGCUAUUGCUGCACAAGUGCCCAUUAUUCCAAUCUUUACUCAAAAUUGUCGCGAAGCAUUCCGUGCCCUUAGCUUUGGCCGUCCAUUCUUCCAGUGGUUGUAUGAGAAAACAAGACUUCCUAUUGUACCUAUAUAUGGUGGAUUCCCUGUCAAGCUGAGGACGUUCAUUGGAGAUCCGAUUGCAUGUAAAGCUGGAACCACUGCUGAACAGCUUGCUCUUGAGUGUCGCAAUGCAUUAGAAAAGCUGAUUGUUGAGCAUCAGAAGAUACCUGGAAGUAUACUGCAUGCUUUGCUUGAGAGAUUUUAUUAGAUGCUGGAUUACCUCUUCUUUACCAAACACAAUUCUUUAUAAGUUUUAACCAGGAUUUUACUUUAUACUUUGAUUAUAAAGUUAUGCAUUUUACUAGUGAAUCAAAUUGAAAUAUUUAUAUGAAACCAAUACUUGAUUGCCAGUUGCUUUUUUAAUGCGCAAUAUUUCUUUGGAUUAUUAUAGUAUUAAUACAGGUAAGAAACCAUGUAGAAUGUCCAGAUGUUUAAUUUGUUGAUACAGAAGUGCAGUGAAUGAGCUAUUUUGAAUCAUUUAAUGAUAUUUUAAUUUAGGUAAUAACAACUUGUCUACAGCUGUUUUAUGUGCAUGAAUAUGUUUAAUAUGAUUGGAUGCAUAGAUGCAUAUGUGUAUAGAUAGAUGGAUAGGUCGCAUAGAUAUGUAUGUAGAUAGGUAGAUUGAUAGAUUGCUCACACCACAAAGAAGCACAAAUUUAUAAUAGUGCACAAAACGCAUAUUUUUAUUGUAGAAUACAAAUAAUGCUUGACAACAUCUAUGCCCAAAAGCAAAAUGUGUUUCUUUCACCAAAAUUCACAGCGCUGCAUUAUAUACGAAUUAAGAGCAGAGAGAUGGUGUUAUUUGCAGCUUAUGUUUCACCUGCAUUCUCCAGGUAUAUAAAAUUAUUAUAGAAUACCAUGCGAUAAUGUACCUCUAUAUAUAAUUCAGGAAUAUACAUUAUAUAUUUUGGUUUUUCUUUGUGUUGUGCCAUUUAUUGAAAUAAAGGUAGAGAAAUUAGUGAAAUACAUUACCAGUAGCGUAUCUGUAUUGAAUUUUGAUAUAUUGUAUAUUAAUAAAUACUGUAUAUUAAUAAAUACUGUAUAUUUGAAUUAGAAAUUACUGUAAAUAAAAAAUGAACACAAG